GAUGUUCUAGCGAAAGCAGUUUCAUUAAAACAAGCUUCCCCAUCCGCGACACAAGGAUCUUAAAAUCUUGGCACUGUUUGAUCUUUGAAGUACCAACUCGUACUAUUGAAUCGAUCUGAAUUAAAUUCAGUGACUUGAAUCAUUACCGCUUUGAAAAGAAUUCCCACGAACGACCGACGCGGGAUAUCAGCGUAAUUUAUACACCUUUAGAUCAAAACAAACGUAUUUAAGAAUUUUGUUGUUUUUGUGAUUUUCGAUUAUUUUUUGCAAACUGAAUUAAUUAUUUUUUAAAAACUUUUAUCUUUUGCGAGUGAGGUUUGGUGUUAAAAUUUUGUUAAAUUGAAUUUUGAUUAAGAACAAAAUUAAAAAGCAUUCGACAACAAUCGUUCAUUAUUAAUUUAUAAGAGGACUUCUUUUUACUUCAUGGUGUUUUUUUCUUCAAAUUUUGAUUGUUUUUUUUUUUUGAAAACAAGUUUGAUUUUUUAAUUUCGCGAUUCUUCUAAAUAAUUAAUUGUGAAAUUGUGGCCCGGAUUUCGAUUAAAUUGGAUUCAAUAGUUCUUUAAUUGAGGACUUGAAAUACAUACAUAUAUAUAAACAAAGUUUUUUAUAAAUAAUUAUUUUUUACUCUCAAAUUUAAAUUUAAAAAAUUUUAUUCGUGUGACAUUUUCUGGAGUAACAGACAACUUAUUUUCCAUAACACUUUGAACGGGAAUACACAUUUUUAUACAUACAAAAAACAUGGACAAUAAUUACUUAAAAUCACCAUAUUCAAAACGAUUCGUUAUAGAGGAUUCCGUCCCAAAAGCUACAUCAGAUGGUGAGCCACAUGAAGUUAUGACACUUGUGGCCGGUUUAUCAGGUAUGCUUGCAGCUUUUGUGAUAUUAGGAAUCCUAAUAACUUUGAUUGGCUGCAAAAGCAAAGAAAGACAACGCAACCAAAACAGUCCACCACCAUCUCCCGAAAUGAGUGAAAUAUCUGAAAUGAGUUUUAAGCGAUCAUCUAUUCUGCCUAUUUUCACCAAAAGUAUCAGCAUCGAAGAUACUGACCCUCGACUUGUUUCCAUAUCAAUUAUUCCAAAUAAUUUUGGAAAUUUAAACUCUGCAUUCGUUGCUAGCGAAAUGAGUCUUGGACCAAAGAACGAUAAAAAUGCGAUAUCGAUACAUCACUUAUGAAUAUUGUAAUUUUUUUUAGCAUCUUAAAUAUGCUAAUAAUCCUAAGAGGCAAUACAAUAGACUGAACUGUUAUUUUAUUUUAAAUUUUCUUGAGUGAAUUU
This is a messenger RNA of Eupeodes corollae, 1274 nucleotides long. RefSeq lists its product as uncharacterized. The transcript is spliced from 4 exons. NCBI's taxonomy places the organism in Eukaryota, Metazoa, Arthropoda, Insecta, Diptera, Syrphidae. The record is from RefSeq and is a predicted model, not a curated record. The coding region runs from base 739 to 1173 and encodes 144 amino acids.